Varanus komodoensis (Komodo dragon) is the source of this 951-nucleotide messenger RNA. Its product is annotated as olfactory receptor 14I1-like. The transcript is spliced from 2 exons. The record is from RefSeq and is a predicted model, not a curated record. NCBI's taxonomy places the organism in Eukaryota, Metazoa, Chordata, Lepidosauria, Squamata, Varanidae. Gene Ontology annotation, biological process: G protein-coupled receptor signaling pathway. Bases 25 to 951 code for a protein of 308 amino acids. Gene Ontology annotation, molecular function: odorant binding; olfactory receptor activity; G protein-coupled receptor activity. Gene Ontology annotation, cellular component: membrane.
AGAUAUGAGGACCCAGAGGACAAAAUGAGCAAUACUACUUCCAUGAUGCCGUUUCUGCUGCUUCAAUUCUCAGACAUCCGAGAACUGCAGCUCUUGCACUUCUUCGUGUUCCUGACAUUGUACCUGACAGCACUAACAGGGAACCUUCUUGUCUUCAUUACAGUAGCUUUUGAUCACAGCCUGCAUACCCCCAUGUACUUCUUCUUGAUGCAUUUAGCCAUGCUGGACAUUGGGACAGUUUCAGUCAUGCUGCCCAAAUCCAUGGCGAUGUCCCUCAUGAAUGACAGGUCAAUUUCCUAUUUUGGAUGCAUUGCCCAGGUUUUCUUUUACUUCUUCUUUGCAGGAACAGAUUUUGCCCUCCUUAUUAUAAUGGCACAGGAUCGCAAUGUUGCUAUCUGCAACCCCCUCCAGUAUGAGAGGAUCAUGCACAAAGGAGCCUGUCUACAGAUGGUCACCAUUGGGUGGAUUAUUGGUCUUCUUUAUGCCACUUUACAUACUGGUAGCACAUUUGCAAACACCUUCUGUUCUAAUAUUGUCCGUCAGUUCUUCUGUGAAGUCCCACAGUUACUAAAGCUCUCCUGCUCAGACAUUUACCUCGUUGAAGCUGGGCUUCUAGUACUGAGCUGUAGUGCAGCACUAGGCUGCUUCAUUUUCAUUCUCCUAACAUACAUGAGGAUAAUUUCUGCAGUGCUCAGAAUCCCCUCUGUGCAUGGUAAAAAGAAAGCCCUCUCCACUUGUCUUCCCCACCUGACUGUAGUCUCUGUGCUUGUAUUCACAGGGCUUUUUGCCUAUGCAAGACCUCCUGGUGAUGUUGCUUCUGAUCAAGACAUAGUUUUUGCUCUGAUUUAUACUAUAAUUCCUUCCAUAUUGAAUCCGUUUAUCUACAGCAUGAGAAAUAAAGAAAUCCAGGCUGCUUUGUGGAAGCUAAUAAGAUUUAGGGGUUUGCUCUGA